Molecule: messenger RNA, 1557 nt
Organism: Colletotrichum graminicola M1.001
Lineage: Eukaryota; Fungi; Ascomycota; Sordariomycetes; Glomerellales; Glomerellaceae
Product: trichothecene C-8 hydroxylase
Exons: 5
Coding region: 1-1557 (518 amino acids)
Molecular function (GO): heme binding; iron ion binding; oxidoreductase activity, acting on paired donors, with incorporation or reduction of molecular oxygen
Source: RefSeq, a predicted model, not a curated record
AUGCUUUUACGCAACCGCUGGCUCCACGAGUACUUUUAUACUCCUCAGGCAUGGUAUAUUAUUACGGCCUUUGUCGUCAUACUCCUCACUCGUCUUUUAAGGAGGUCGUCAUCAGUGGACGACAUACCGCUCAUCAACCCCAAAAAAGGAUGGGAAAUCACCAAGUCUGGUGCCCAGCGCCGCUUCCUCAAGAAUGCGAGAGCCAUGAUGGACAAGGCCUUGAGCGACUUCCCCGAGAGACCUUUCCGGGUGUUUUGCGGGUUUGGCGAAGUCAUCAUCCUUCCCGCGGAACGCAUCAACGAGAUUCGGAACGACCAUCGAUUCAAAUUUUCCCUCGGUCCCGGCCCCACGUUACAAUAUCCCGGCUUUGAGGCCGCUAAUCGUUGUCUUGAUGACGUCGGCCUGUUCGACGUCAUUAAGCUUGACCUGACGAGACAUCUUGGCAACAUGACAGAAGCCAUUACAGACGCGACUGGAGACGCCAUAAAGAAGAUCUUCCACGACUCGACUGAGUGGCGCGAUAUCCGGUUGAAGCAGGACGUGCUGCAACUCAUCGGCCGCGUCUCGUCACGCCAAUUCGUCGGCGAAGAGCUCCAUGGCACCGACGAGUGGCUUAAAGUAUCCCUCGACUACGCCAACAACAUCUUCGUCGCCGCCUUCUUUCUGGGGCUUGUGCCACCCCUUCUGCGCCCCAUUGCACACUGGUUCAUUCCUCAGUGCCGGGCGCUCCGCGUCGGCAUGCGCGAGGCCCGGAAAUUGUCAAGGGAAAUUUUGGCGAAGCGUCGGAAUGACAAUGAAGAGCUCAGAGCACGUGGCGAACCCCAAGUCGUCUACAAUGAUAUUUUCGGGUGGAGCGAGAUCAGGUCUGGAAGUCAACCCCAUUACGACCCCGCCGCCAGCUUGAUGGCCCUGUCGAUUCUUGCGCUGCACACAACCGCGGACCUCCUCUGCCGCACCCUCCUUGACCUGGCCGAGAGGCCCGAGCUAGUUGAGGAGUUGCGCCAGGAAAUGAUCAAAGCCUUGUCGGACAAAGGCUGGAAGAUGGAUGCGCUCCACGAGAUGAGGCUUCUUGACAGCGUCAUCAAAGAGUCGCUACGGCUGGAUCCCGGUGCCCUGACCAGUUUGAGCCGUGUCCUAGACGAGGAGGUACGACUUUCGGAUGGGACGGUACUGCCCAAGGGCAGCCAAACCCUGAUCCCCUCAUAUCGCCAGUGGGACCCGGCCUUAUAUGAGAACCCCGAUGUGUACGACCCUUACCGUUUCCUCAGGAUGCGGCAGGAGAAGGGUAAGGAGAAGUCGUCGCUUCUUGUGAGCACCACGGAGAACUUCACGUCCUUUGGGCACGGUGUACUCGCCUGCCCAGGACGAUUCUUCGCCGCGAGCGAAAUCAAGAUCGCUCUCGUUCAUCUGCUGCUCGGGUAUGACUUCCGACCUGCCUCGGGGUACAAGAGGCAAAAUGUGUGCUUCGAUUUUGUAGAGCAGUUCGACCCCGACAGCAGGAUUUGCAUGCGCAGGCGGCAGGUACCGGUUGACCUGCAUCGGUUUGCCCGGUCCUAA